GCUGCAGGCGGCGCACGUCCCCUCCAUUCAAGGGUGAACAGCCUUGAGACUUGGGGGAGGGAGAUGGAAGCGCGCGCGUUCAGCCCGCUGCCCGACGGCUUAUUGAACUUAAUGAGCUAGCUCCCUUCCGAUCGAGUACAUUAAUUGACAUCGCCCUCUGUUCUGUCUCAGUCUCCGCGAUUGCCACCAGUCUUUUGAAGGUCGGGCCAGCCCUUCCUUUUUUUUUCUGCGCUUCAUUCGCUCUCUUGCUUUAGGUGCUUUGCCGAUCGGUCGCGCGAGUCGCCGGGCGUCUCCAACUCAAAAACCCAAAUACUCUAAGCUCGAAUCAUGAUCGGCCUCAAGUCAACCCUUAUCCUGGCCCUGGCUGCCUUUUCCGCCGCGGCUAGCAUCGACAGCGCUGUCAUUAGCCGCCGCCAGGCUUCUGGCGUGACUUGCGGCAACAACAACUACAGCAGCAACCAGGUUCAGGCCGCUGUCGAUCGGGGCUGCAGUCUCUUCGCGUCUGGCAGCACCGUCGGCAGCAACAACUACCCGCACCGCUUCAACAACAGGGAGCAGCUUCCUUUUCCCAUCGACGGCCCUUACCAGGAGUUCCCAAUUUUGAACAACAAGGUUUACACUGGCGGCUCGCCUGGUGCCGAUAGGGUCGCUUUCACUACUAAGAAUGACGGCACCUGCACAUUUGCCGGCGCCAUGACGCACACUGGCGCGUCGGGUAACAACUUUGUCUCCUGCCGGGGCUCCACAUCCGUGAGCGACGCCCCGACAGACAAGCCAGAGAAGACAGAGAAGCAAAACAACGCGGCAUCUUCCCUCUCGGCUGGCGGUGUCGCGAUGCCCGUUAUCGCCGCCGUGCUUGUUGCUAUGUGACGAGGCAUAGCUUUGAACCGAACUGGGAGGCUCGUAUUUGUUUGGACAGCUCUGAGAGGACGAGGAAAGGCGCUUUGGUCGCCACGUCUGCACGGCGAAAGCAACGGUUGUCGCAGGUGUCCCAGCUGAAUCUUUCAUCCAAUUUUGAGACUAUUUGCCUUGGCUACACUGUUUCCAAUGCAUACUAAGCAGCGAGCUGCAUUAAUGAAAUAUAAUUCCUAUACUUCAGCGUA
Molecule: messenger RNA, 1103 nt
Organism: Pyricularia oryzae 70-15
Lineage: Eukaryota; Fungi; Ascomycota; Sordariomycetes; Magnaporthales; Pyriculariaceae
Product: guanyl-specific ribonuclease F1
Exons: 2
Coding region: 328-870 (180 amino acids)
Molecular function (GO): RNA nuclease activity; RNA binding
Source: RefSeq, a predicted model, not a curated record